Messenger RNA from Oncorhynchus nerka (sockeye salmon), 1044 nucleotides. RefSeq names its product 3'(2'), 5'-bisphosphate nucleotidase 2 (gene bpnt2). Gene Ontology annotation, molecular function: 3'-nucleotidase activity. Bases 264 to 713 code for a protein of 149 amino acids. Gene Ontology annotation, cellular component: endomembrane system. NCBI's taxonomy places the organism in Eukaryota, Metazoa, Chordata, Actinopteri, Salmoniformes, Salmonidae. The transcript has 2 exons. The record is from RefSeq and is a predicted model, not a curated record.
GCUGCAUUGGGUCCCGAUGGUACAGGAGGCAUAGACAGGCCGUAGAGCAAAGCUCUGCUAUUCGGGUGUCCAGUCCAGGCCCAACGAUAAUUAUUUCAUAACCUCUAAUCAGGGACUGAUUUAGACCUGGGAUACUUACACAGGCAGUCUAAUUCUUCUUUUUUUUCUCACUAAUUGGGCUUGACUAAUGACAUCAGAUCUUUUUCAGAGCUGAUCUGAUUGCGCAAAAGAAGAUUUGAAUACCCUUGCUCUACACAAUACAUAUGUUACUGUCCACAGCCUGGGCCUUGGUUGGUGACGGAUCUAAUUUGAAGCCUCGCACCAGCUACAACAUGAACUCCCCCAAGGUCAUUGUGUCCAAGUCCCACGCUGGGAAGGUGAAGGGUUUCAUCGAGGAGGCCUUCGGGACCACAACAGUCAUCCUCCCAGCAGGGGGCGCAGGCUAUAAGGUGCUGGCUCUGCUGGACCCCAGUGAUGAGGACAUUGGGAAGGCAGACAUGUACAUCCAUGUGACCUUCAUCAAGAAGUGGGACAUCUGUGCCGGAAAUGGCCUGCUCACAGCCCUGGGAGGUCACAUGACCACACUGAAGGGCGAGGAGAUAGACUAUUCGGGAGUGGCAGGCAACAAUGGUGGUCUGCUAGCCAGUGUCAAGGUGGACCACCAAGCCCUGGUGGCGAAACUGCCUGCAUGGGACUCUGCUGACAAACACUGAAAAACACACACAGAUAUUUACACUCACUCCAUUAUGUUCAUACACAGAUGAUCAAGGACAAACAGACAAGAUGACCACAAGCCUUGAAGACCAAACAAACACAGAUGAGAGGACCGCACAAUCUGGGACAAGACAAUAUUACAAAGCCCACCAGUUUCUCCUUCAAACUCCUUUCACCAUUUAAAAAAAACAUAGUAUUUGUAAAAAGAUAAGUCAGUCCUUGCAUUUUCUAUCAUAGAAAGUGCUAAUAAGUUGGACAAGGAAAAGCCAUGUGCCCAGCUUCAGUUUGUUGCUAAGAGAUGGGCGCCUUUGAUUGGCAUGGAAACUUAGU